AUGCCUCUUCCGCAGUCCUCUCGGCGGAUGACCGCAAAUCCACUCAAGCCGGUCAAUCGACACAGAGUAGGAAAGCCCUUGGUAGAAUCUCCCGAAUCAGAUGAAGAGGAAGACGAUAUCGAAGAACAAGAAGAACAAAAACGGCUAGAGGCCGAGGCCCAAGCCCAGCGCCGACGACAGCAGCAACAACAACAAGCGAGACAACGUUCCGCGGCGGCACCGAAACCCGAAAAACAGCAGGAUGAUGAUGAGGAUGGUUUCGUGACUGAAGAAGAGGACGAAGAUGAAGACGGCUCUGUUGUCGCGCCGGGUCAGGCAGGACUUGAACCAAAUACUCUGUCGGAAGCUGUACCACAAUCAGAGUCGGAAGAAGAAUCAGAGGAGGAAAGCUCGGAAGAAGAGAGCAGCUCGGAAGAUGAAGCGCCCCGGGUCCUACUACGGCCUACAUUCAUUAAGAAGGACAAGCGCGAUGCAAUCAAAAGCCAAUCUCAAACGGGCGUGGCCGACUCGGCCGCAGAAAACGACGCCCGAUACGAACAACGACAAGAACAGGUCGAUCAGCUGAUCCGAGACGAGCUAGAGAAAAACGCGAUUGCCCAUUCAGCAGCUAAAAAAGCAUGGGACGACGAUGAAGAGAUCGGCGAGAAUGAAGAAGCCAUUGACGACACGGACGGCAAAGACCCCGAAGCGGAAUACGCAGCAUGGAAGCUCCGAGAACUGAAGCGAGUGCAGCGGUCACGGGCUGUGUUCGAAGAAGCCGAAAAAGAGAGAGCGGAGAAGGAGCGGCGCCAAAAUCUCACAGCGGCAGAACGAGAGCGCGAAGACAGCGAUUUCGUCGCCAAGCAGAGGGAAGAGCGCGAUGCAUCACGCGGUCAGACGGGAUAUAUGCAAAAAUAUUUCCACAAGGGUGCUUUCUUCCGCGACACUCAGGAGAGCGAGGGGCUGGAUCAGCGGACUCUCAUGGGCCGUGCAUUUGUGGACGAUGUCGCGCGCGAGAAUUUGCCUCAGUAUAUGCAGAUUCGCGACAUGACCAAGCUGGGAAAGAAGGGUCGUACGCGUUAUCGUGAUCUGAGGAGUGAGGAUACAGGGACUUUCGGAAGCGGACUUGUUGACAAUCGUCGGCGACGCGACGGCGAUGCCCCUGUCGGUAUUUCUGAUGAUCGGUUUAAGCCUGAUUAUCAUGGCGAUGGCCGCGGUCAGGGAUCUGGGCCCACUGGCGCGAAUGCCAGUGUUGUUCGACGGCGACGAUCGAAAUCGAGGUCUAGAUCUAGAUCUCCGCGACGAAAGCGCAGUCCGUCACCAUAUGAAGAUCGGGACAAACGGCGACGAGUGGAGGAGCGUUCAUGA
Molecule: messenger RNA, 1347 nt
Organism: Penicillium taxi
Lineage: Eukaryota; Fungi; Ascomycota; Eurotiomycetes; Eurotiales; Aspergillaceae
Product: microfibrillar-associated 1 family protein
Exons: 1
Coding region: 1-1347 (448 amino acids)
Biological process (GO): mRNA splicing, via spliceosome
Cellular component (GO): U2-type spliceosomal complex
Molecular function (GO): RNA binding
Source: RefSeq, a predicted model, not a curated record